UAUUUUCUGGUGAUUACUAUACUAUAGAUAAUAACAAUAAUAAUAAUAACAACAACAACAUUAUGGACUCCAUAGCUGUGGUCGGCGGUGGACUGGUCGGUUCAAUGGCUGCCUGUUUUUUGGCCCGAAAAGGAUAUCAUGUAGAUGUCUACGAGAUGCGUGACGACCCACGUACUCAGGAACAGGUAGUGGGAAAGUCGAUAAAUAUGGCGCUAUCCGAAAGGGGUCGGUCGGCGCUCCGGUCACUCGGACUGGAAACUCAAAUACUAGAAAACUAUUCAAUCAAAAUGUUUGCCCGUUUGAUACACGAUGUCUCUGGCCGUAAACGGGCCAUACCUUACGGUACUAAUCGGGAUCAAUAUCUACUGUCCAUUAGUAGGCGAUAUCUUAACGAACUAAUGCUUACCGAAGUGGAAAAGUUUAAUAAUAUUUCCGUUAAUUUUCGCCAUAAACUGGUCGGCGCUAAUCUGGAUGAAGGUAAGAUGACAUUCCUGUUGGACGACGACAAACAACGACAACGCCAUCAAAAAGCUGAUAUAAUUAUCGGAUGUGACGGCGCUUUUUCGUCGGUCCGGCGGGCAAUGGUCAAACUUAUCCGAUUUAAUUAUAGUCAACAAUAUAUAGAGCACGGUUAUAUUGAAUUGAGUAUACCGCCACGGGCCGCUGAUGGCCAGUACGCUAUGGAAGUUAACUAUUUACAUAUAUGGCCCCGCGGGUCGUUUAUGAUGAUAGCAUUGCCUAAUUUGGACCACAGUUUUACGGUUACCCUAUUUAUGCCGUUUCGUUAUUAUGAGUCGAUUUUGGAUAGAAAUGAUUUAUUGAAUUUUUUCAAACAAUAUUUUCCCGAUUCUAUACCAUUGAUCGGAGAGGAGGAAUUGGUUAAAGUGUUUUUUGCUAACAGUCCACAACCUCUGAUAUCAAUCAAAUGUCAACCGUAUAACUAUUUGGAUAAAGUCCUACUUAUGGGUGACGCCGCCCACGCAAUGGUACCGUUUUUCGGUCAGGGAAUGAAUUGCGGUUUCGAGGACUGUCUGAUUUUGGACGAACUAUUGACGGCCAACAAUAAUAACCUGAGGAAAGUCCUACCUGUCUAUAGUGACCAACGUUUAGGUAACUGUCAUACUAUUAUUGAUCUGGCAAUGGAUAACUACGUUGAGAUGCGUGAUUUGGUUAACUCGCGUACGUUUUUAGUACGCAAACAAUUGGAUCGUCUAUUGAAUUGGGUGUUUCCACGCCAUUGGAUACCCCUGUAUUCGAUGGUAACAUUUACUAGGAUACCCUACCAACAGUGUAUCCAGGAUCGUCGAUGGCAGGACAGGGUGAUAGCCCGGUGCCAGACAGUAUCGAUAGUAACAUUUUUAUGUACGUUUCUAUAUGUUACCUAUAGGACGGGUAAAUUGAAUUUGUUGCACGAUCAUUUGGUGCUAAAUUUUCAAUAAUAAUAAUAAUAAAAAUAUAAUAAUUUUUAAUUUAAUAAAA
This is a messenger RNA of Oppia nitens, 1479 nucleotides long. It is a transcript of the gene cn, whose product is annotated as kynurenine 3-monooxygenase-like. Gene Ontology annotation, biological process: quinolinate biosynthetic process; NAD+ metabolic process; L-tryptophan catabolic process. The transcript is spliced from 5 exons. NCBI's taxonomy places the organism in Eukaryota, Metazoa, Arthropoda, Arachnida, Sarcoptiformes, Oppiidae. Bases 63 to 1439 code for a protein of 458 amino acids. Gene Ontology annotation, cellular component: mitochondrial outer membrane. The record is from RefSeq and is a predicted model, not a curated record. Gene Ontology annotation, molecular function: kynurenine 3-monooxygenase activity; NAD(P)H oxidase H2O2-forming activity; FAD binding.